UAUGACUAUUGCUCAACAACUGCACUGUUAAAAGAGGCGAAGAUCCUUGACGUAUUUUCUUCAGGAUUUCCAAAAGGAUUUUAAAAUAACUCUGUCGUGUUGUUGUCUCGAAGAGUAAUAACUCACUAUGGAGAUACCUGUCAUAGAUUUCAGCGUUUACGAACUGGAAAAUACAAAUUUAUCAGUUGAUAACUUGAAGAAGUUAAGUGACGAACUAAGAAGCGCCUUUACCGAGGUGGGAUUUGUUUAUCUGAAAAACACGGGCAUCAGUCAGGACGAGGUGGACAAAGUUAUGGUUGUUUCAAAGAAGUUCUUCUGCUUGCCAGAGAGCAUGAAGAGAACUUUCAGCCGGGGCAGUUUCUCGUGUAAUGGAAACCACGGCUGGGUCUCGGUAGAAACGGAGAGUUUGAAUCCUCGACGUCCCGGGGAUCUGAAGGAGGCGUUUAAUACAGCAUCUUUGCGCUCGGAUAUUAGUUGGCCUUCAGAAGGAGUUGAUGACUUUCGAGAUGUGCAAGUAUCAUUUUUCCUGCGCUGCAAGGAGCUUUCUCUCAGAGUGCUCCGACUGAUGGCUCUUGGUUUGGGCCUGGAAUCAGAGGCCUUUCUCAGCGCACAUAAACACAUUGGAAGUGAUGUGAAUGGAACAACAUUACGGGCUCUGUACUACCCUCCGGUGAACAGCAGAUGUGUGAAGGGAGAUCAGCUGCGCUGUGGUGAACACUCCGAUUAUGGGAGUAUCACUUUGGUCUUCCAAAGUCCAGAGGGUGGACUGCAGGUCCUGAACCGGGCUGGUGAGUACAUUUCAGCCCCCAGCAUUCCUGGAACAGUUCUGAUUAACAUAGCAGACCUGAUGCAAAGGUGGACUAGCGAUGUCUAUGUGUCUGCCGUUCAUAGGGUUUUGCUGCCCCCUGCAGGUGACUCUGGCACACGUCAGUCUUUGGCCUUCUUUGUACAACCAGAUGACGAGGCCAUCAUUUCAUGCUGUGAUGGAUCAGAUAAAUAUCCUCCUGUGAAGUCAAUUGACUACCUUUUAUCAAGGUUCAAGGAUUCGUACAGCAAAAAAUAGAUCCUAGUUAAAGUGGAAUGAUAUGAUUUUGUAUGUUUGGAAAAAACUAAAUUAAGUGAUAAUCAAUAGAGAACACAGUUGAAGCUUAGAUAAUUUAAUACAUUGUAGAGAAUCGUAAAGCACAGUCACUUAAUCCGAAAUUACAAAGGAUGCUCAAACAAUAAUAAUAAAAAAAAUCCAUACCUA
Messenger RNA from Carassius auratus (goldfish), 1249 nucleotides. Its product is annotated as isopenicillin N synthase family oxygenase. The record is from RefSeq and is a predicted model, not a curated record. The transcript is spliced from 7 exons. Lineage: Eukaryota; Metazoa; Chordata; Actinopteri; Cypriniformes; Cyprinidae. Bases 128 to 1063 code for a protein of 311 amino acids.